This is a messenger RNA of Choloepus didactylus (southern two-toed sloth), 1901 nucleotides long. It is a transcript of the gene LRRC57, whose product is annotated as leucine rich repeat containing 57. Gene Ontology annotation, molecular function: protein binding. The record is from RefSeq and is a predicted model, not a curated record. NCBI's taxonomy places the organism in Eukaryota, Metazoa, Chordata, Mammalia, Pilosa, Megalonychidae. Bases 280 to 999 code for a protein of 239 amino acids. The transcript is spliced from 6 exons.
UCCCGGGCGGAAGCCCGGGGAACUCAUCCCUGGUGAGCGCGGAUCGCGCGUUUUCUGCUGCCGAGCUGUUUGUGAAGUGAAGGGGAAUAGGCGAGUCUAGGGCUCCCCGAUCCUUUUAGGCUCUCAGCAGCGCCUGGUCUCGGAAGAGCUGCAAAAGCGACAGGCAGGGCCUAGUGACUGGGCUGUCUGUCCUUCCCUUCCUUGCCACUCUAGGGCUGGCUCCAGGAUCCAGACAUCAGCAAGGGGUGGCAUCUGGGGGAUCUGAGCCGCGGCGCUAGGAUGGGGAACAGUGCCCUCCGCGCUCAUGUGGAAACAGCGCAGAAAACGGGUGUCUUUCAGCUCAAGGACCGCGGACUGACCGAGUUCCCUUCAGAGUUGCAGAAGCUGACGAGCAAUCUCAGGACCAUCGACUUAUCCAACAACAAGAUCGAGAGCCUACCGCCUAUGCUGAUAGGGAAGUUCACUCUGCUGAAGAGCCUCUCCCUGAACAGCAACAAACUGACUCUUCUGCCUGAUGAGUUAUGCAAUCUGAAAAAACUAGAGAUGCUAAGCCUAAACAACAAUCACCUGAUGGAUUUGCCAUCUACCUUUGGACACCUCUCAGCCCUCAAGACCCUGAGCCUCUCUGGGAACCAACUCCGGACACUACCACCCCAACUCUGUAGCCUACGGCACCUGGAUGUUGUGGAUCUCUCUAAGAACCAGAUUCGGAGUAUACCUGACAUAGUGGGAGAGCUGCAGGUCAUCGAACUCAACCUCAAUCAGAACCAGAUAUCUCAGAUCUCAGUGAAGAUAUCUUGCUGUCCUCGCCUCAAAGUUCUUCGCCUGGAAGAGAACUGUCUUGAGCUCAGUAUGCUUCCACAGAGUAUCCUCAGUGAUUCCCAGAUCUGUCUGCUUGCUGUGGAAGGCAAUCUUUUUGAGAUAAAGAACCUUCGAGAACUGGAAGGCUAUGAUAAGUACAUGGAGAGGUUUACAGCUACCAAGAAGAAGUUUGCAUGAUGCUCUCCAGUAUGGGAAGUUUACAUGACACCUACUUGGAUCCUCUGUUGGAAUCUGUCUGAAUCAAAGGUUCCUGUCAUUGUCAAGGAUAUCUGCAAUAAGGAGGCAAUACUCCAGGAGAUACUUUACUCAAUGAUCUUUCUCCUUUUCAGGGCACACCUCAAAUAAGCUAAAAGCGAUAGGAAGAGCUAGAAGAGUCCUCCAUUUUGAACCAUGGAUAGAGCACUGGACAAUCUUGAUUUUUAAAACCAUCAUUAGUUUGGCUUUAAGAAACCAGUUGCCAGUUGCUCUUUAUAUGGUGAGGGGUUGCUGCCUGGUAACAAUAAUAGUUUCACACUACAGCUUUCAAUUUCAUGUUUAGUUUCAAUGUGUGAGCAUCCAUAAAAUCAACUGCCAUUCCACCUCUGUGUUAAUACUUCAUAUUUUUAUGAAAUUCAAAUAGUUGUGAGAGGCUGCUGUGGUUAAUCGAAGGAUUUAUGAUUUUAUUCCAGUUCAUCUGUUCAAUUGCAGUGUUUAUCCUUGGAGUUUAGGAUAUAUAUGACUGUCUUGAUUAAAAGUGUGCUUUGUCAGAGAAGCACCAAAACAACACUAAAAGAUGAUCCCUAGGGUCUGCGGUAGCAAAUUCUUUAUUAUUGCAGGAGCCUAACUAUCAAGAUAUGUCUGAAGAGCUAAAACUAUAUGCAACACUUGUAAGAUAAAAGUAAUUUUAAUAAUCAAGAUUUUCCUGAAGCUUUGUUACAAAUAAUGUCUUAUUUCUGGUAACCCUUUUCCCAUUUUGUAUUUAUAACUACUGAUCAAAUUACCUAUCAAGAAACCAUUGCUACAACAUUUUAAAACAACCUAUGUUUAUCAAGUUUUUUCUCUGGCUGAGAGAAUAUGCUAAAUAAAGAAUUUUUAAUGAA